AUGUCUUCCCAGUCCAUCGACUUGACUGGCGGCUCACCGCCAACAGCAGGCAUACCCCCUCCUUUGGUAGAAAGAGAGCAAGCUUUACUACUAGCUACCGUCCCUCAAGAACAGACAUCAGAACAGAACUCGUACUUUCUAUAUAAGAAGGAGUGUCGUCUCGCUUGGAUCAAGUACCUAGGCCUCCUAGGAAGGGUCAAGCUCCGCGAGGGGCUUGACAGGCUUCCAUUCUUUUACGGAAUGCCGCCUGAACAUUUGACGCUGCAGAUUGACACAGAAAGAUUGGAACUCAUCCAGAAAGGGGCAAUCAGCGACCCUAGGAAUUCGCUGAUAACACUCAAUACAGUUUUGAACAGUCUCAGAAACAGGCCUCAGCAGUCCCAUAUCGCAUGGGGCGUUGUCCAGCAAAAGCUGGCAAUCAAUACUUUCAUUGAGGAUCGGGAUAAAAUCAAGUACUGGGAGAGCGCAAGCUCAAGGAAUCCCAUGGUGCUUCUGCAAUCGACCCAGACGCCUUCCGGGCAGACUUGUGUAUACAAAGUGAUCCAGUAUGCAAUGAACCGUCUGGUCGGAAUCCAAACCCAAGAGGACGACCCACCAAGCUGUCCCGGAUACGUUCUCCCCAUGGCCUCCUUCGAGAGGGCUGUUAUGAAUGCGCAGAGGACGAAAGAUGAGACCCAGCGCAGGCAAUGGGCUGACAUGUCCCUACGUUCGCUACGGAAGUUCAUGGACGCGCAAAACAACCAAGCGGUUAUCGAUAAGAUGAUUGAGUUCCAGAAACAUUAUGAAGCUUUGGCGGCUCUGAGCUCGAAGUGA
This is a messenger RNA of Fusarium mangiferae, 813 nucleotides long. RefSeq lists its product as uncharacterized. The record is from RefSeq and is a predicted model, not a curated record. NCBI's taxonomy places the organism in Eukaryota, Fungi, Ascomycota, Sordariomycetes, Hypocreales, Nectriaceae. Bases 1 to 813 code for a protein of 270 amino acids. The transcript has 3 exons.